This is a messenger RNA of Plutella xylostella (diamondback moth), 1335 nucleotides long. The record is from RefSeq and is a predicted model, not a curated record. Lineage: Eukaryota; Metazoa; Arthropoda; Insecta; Lepidoptera; Plutellidae.
UCACAAGAAUUCAUUCUUGGCGAAUUUUAUCCCGGAGUUUGUCGAAGCAGCUGAAGCUGCUGUGGCGGCCCCUCGCCGGCGAGCUGCAUGGCGAGUAAAUCCUAUGGACGUGGGAGAUGCGGACUUUAAAAAGUCAUAUCGACUUUCGAAGGCAUUAGCGGCUGACCUCAUAAACGCUUUGGAUCCGCUUGUGGCCACACAUUCCAUCGACAUCAAAACUAAGGUGCUGUGUUCCCUGAACCAUUUUGCAACUGGUUGUUACCAAACUCCCAUAGCCAAAAGUAACUCCAUAAACCUGUCACAGCCAACGGUAUCCAGGUGCAUUGGAGAGGUGGUAGAUGCAUUAAACCAUCCAUCUAUUGAAAAUAGAUGGAUCCAUAUGCCAGAGUCAAUACAACAAAUAAAUGAAACAGUGACAGGAUUUUAUAGAGAGUUUGGUGUUCCUGGUGUCGUUGGUGCAAUAGAUUGCACACAUGUUGCUAUUGUACCACCCGCAGCCACACAAUAUGAUGAGAGGAGUUAUGUGAACAGAAAGUUGUAUCACUCCAUAAACACACAGCUGAUUUGCGACCACAACCUAAAAAAAAAAUGCCCUGUUUCCGGGGGAAACCCAUGACUCCCAUUCAUGGAACACCGGCAUAAUCAAAACCAUACCAACUAUCAUUUGAUAGGUGAUAGUGGUUAUGCGCUUAGACCGUGGAUGAUGACACCAAUAGCCAACCCUGAAGAGGACACUGCUGAGUCCUGCUACAACUAGGCAUUUACCACGGCAAGGUGCACCAUAGGACGGUGUAAUGGUGUCCUUAAAGCAAGAUUUAGGUGUCUGCUAAAAGACCGUGUUUUGCACUACGUGCCAAUUAAGGUAUAAUAUGUGCAUAGCCCGAAAUGAUAUUAACCAGGCGCUUUUAGCAAAUCUCAACAAUGAUGAGCUUGGGAUCAUAAACGGGCUGCCGAUGCCGCCACCACCAGCAGGAGCAGAAGGAGAGCAAAGGCAAAGAAAUUUGCUGCUAUUGAGAGGAAUGGCAAAACAGAACAGAAUCAUUAAUAAUUACUUUUAAUGAUUCUGUUCUGUUAUUUAGUAGUUAGUUAGUGUUUUCAGUGUUUGUUAGAAUCAUGAAUACUUAUGUAUAAUUUAAUGCCUAACUAACCUAAUUUCAAAAAUUACUUAUGUAUGUAGGUACUAAUUUUAUUUGGCGAUUCAAAUUGUACAGCGAAUAACGGCCGCCUCUGACUACCUCUUCAGGAAUUACAAUCGUGAGCAUAAUAGGUAGGUACUUAUGUAUGUAAAUGAUGUCGAUUGCUUUAAGAAAUUAUAUUGAUAAAACAAGUCAUGAA